This is a messenger RNA of Vombatus ursinus (common wombat), 4822 nucleotides long. RefSeq names its product family with sequence similarity 135 member B (gene FAM135B). The transcript is spliced from 19 exons. The record is from RefSeq and is a predicted model, not a curated record. The coding region runs from base 1 to 4299 and encodes 1432 amino acids. NCBI's taxonomy places the organism in Eukaryota, Metazoa, Chordata, Mammalia, Diprotodontia, Vombatidae.
AUGUCUGAAGUACAGGGAACGGUUGAGUUUUCUGUAGAGCUACACAAAUUCCACAAUGUGGAUCUCUUCCAGCGAGGGCAUUAUCAAGUCCGAGUUACCUUGAAGGUCCCAUCAAGAAUUCCCCACAGGUUGAGUGUCAAGCUUGGUGGGCAGACAGAGGUCUCCAACUUGGGUUCCGCAAGUAUCCAAGACAACACUGUGAACAGUCGGAUAUUUCAAAUCUUGUACAGGAAUGAAGAGAUCGUCAUUAAUGAGCUGAUGACUUUUCGAGUGCAUUUGCUCUUAGAUGGGGAAAGGGUUGAAAAUGCUUUAAGUGAAGUAGAUUUCCAGCUCAAGUUGGACCUUCAUUUUACAGAGAGUGAGCAACAGGCAAGGGAUUUGGCGGGGAUGCCAACCAUCAGCAGCCGCACACUGGGCCUCCACUUCCAGCCUCGAAGAGGCCUGCACCACCAUAUCCCUGUAAUGUUUGACUAUUUCCACCUGUCUGUGAUCUCCGUGACAAUCCAUGCCUCACUAGUGGCCCUGCAGCAACCAUUGAUCAGCUUUACACGCCCAGGGAAAGGAUCAUGGCUGGGUAAAGGCAGCCCAGAGUCAGGUUCGGAACAGUCCAGUAUGUCCUUAGAAAGCCUUGUCUUUGGAGCUGGUUACUGCAAGCCUUCCUUCUCAGAGGGAAGUUUUUAUACACCCUCUGAGAACUGUAUGCAACAUGCAUACAAAUGGCACCGGGACCUGUGUCACCUGCUCUUGAACACAUACCAAGAACUAUAUGUUUACUUCCUCAUCCUCAUGAAGGACAUCCCAGAUUUCCCACGAAUGAAGCUGGAGAAACUUGCUGUUGAAGAAACAUUAUCUCUUCUGUGUUCAGAGCUACAGCUGAUGAACAACCCUGAGAAGAUAGCUGAGCAGAUAAGCAAGGAUCUCACUUGGCUUUGCUCCCAUCUCUUGGAACUAUGGACCCAGUUCCUGGAAGUGGUGUCGCUGAACCCUGAAGUCACAAUGUAUCUCAACAAGGAGCACCAUGCUCUAAGGGUCAGAAGAUUUUCAGAGGCUUUCUUCUACAUGGAACAUCAGAAGCUUUCUGUCCUGACAUUUCAGGAAAGUGUGAUCCAAAGACAGAGUCAGAUUGCUUUGGAUGUCCGGAAUUCUGAAUACUUCACCAGCAUGCCUCCCCUCCCAGCAGAAUGCCUUGAUAUUGAUGGAGACUGGAACACCCUACCAGUCAUUUUUGAGGAUAGAUACGUGGAAUGUCCUGGGAAAGGGUACAAUUUGGGGAUUUCCCCAAAUGUUGCUCCUGUUAAAACUACCCCAAAAGUGGAACAAAAGGAAAAAGAGAAGAGUCAACAAUCAAAUACUAAUGCAACAUCUGAGAAGACAACAUUCAGGGAAGAUGCUUCUUUACCACACAACUUUGAAAUGGACUGUCUGUGUCCUGGUACAGGUGGGGAAGUAUCCACGGACAGAUACUCACCCCCUAGUUCAGUAUCUCAGGUAUACUUGACAAUUGGUGAAUCCCAGGAUGAAAUGGGUUUACCUCAAGAGCCUCCAACAGCUUCAGCAGAUGAUCCUGCAACUGAUGUCAGGCCCAUUGUUUUAACACAAUCUGUACCAGACCUGAGCGGAUCUGAGCAGACUGUGGCUGGAGAUAGCAAUCUGGCUUCUUGCUUGACAUACAUUGAAAUGAACCCCAGCAAUAAGCACUCUGAUAAUGGUGAACCUGGGCUAGUAAUUGCUACUCAUUAUGAGACCAGGACACCUGUAGAUAAUUAUAGAAGGACUGUGUCGGACGAAGCAGCUGCAUCUCCUAACCCUGAGAAUGUUGUCUCCACAGACAAAGUUGUAUUAAAUGAAUUAAGUAAGAAGGGGAAUCAGGAGAAUAAGGCCAUGUUGCUAUCACUGAAACAUCUUCCAGUGAACUUGAUUGAUCCAUUAAGCCCAACACCGAGAGAUCCAUUGGAUAUUAAAUCAUUGCCACGGGAUCAAAAGAGUAAUGAAUGCGAAGUGCUAUCAGCACUGUCUGGGACCAUCAAACGGUCUUCUUCAGUUAUUUCUGACUCAGGCAUUGAGAGUGAACCAAGCUCCGUUGCUUGGUCUGAGGCCCGUAGCAGGGCUCUGGAAUUACCCAGUGACCGAGAGGUCUUGCACCAACUUGUAAGAAGGCAUGCCAUCCAUAGAAACUCCUUAGAAGGUGGUCACACAGAAAGCAAUACAAGCUUGCCUAGUGGUAUCCAAGCUUCCCUGACCUCUAUUAGCUCUUUGCCCUUUGAGGAAGAAGAGAGAGAGGUGGCCCUGAACAAGCUAACUAAAUCUGUUUCAGCUCCUCAGAUAAGUAGCCCGGAGGAGUUGGCAGGGGACAGUGACAUAUCCAGAAGUGACCAGGGGAAUUCAGAGACCCUAGAUGGCCACUUUCAGAAAUACCUUGAAGAAAACCAGGAUGAGGGCAGAAACAUAAAUUCCAUUCGGAACUUUCCUGGGUUUCAAAAUGAGCCCCCAAAGCAUGACUGUGAAGUCUUCCAUUCACUAGUGGAGAUGAUUUUUGAUACAGAUCACCCACAAGAAGACAAGGGCUACAUGGAUUUAGCAGAGGUUAACAAUAAUCCACAUUUUCUUUUUGGGCAUUGUAGUUUCACCUAUAGUGAACCAGUGGUGGAUGAAACAUCUUAUGUUGGUGGAGCUGAGUACUCUUCCAUGGCUAAAACCAAAGAACUGACUUUAGACAUAUUGCAUGUCUCUGAAGUAGAUACUAUCCAGGAUGAUGUUUCCAAUGAAGGUCUACCGGAAAAUCCAAAGGCUGGGUCUGAGGUCUCAAAGACCGAGAAUGACGUAUUUUCUAGUAUCAACAUCUCAGCCAUUGAGGAUUUCUCCAAAUCCAUCCAUCAGGUGCCUGAAUUUCCCUGCAGUCCCUCUGUAGAAACUGCCAGACCAGACUCAAAGACAGAGAAAAGUAGGGACUCUCCCACUGGUGAUGAUGCCUCUGCCCAAGAAGGGUCCCAUAUUUUGCAAGAAGUAGAUCUAAAUGAAGUCAUUGUGGUCAACCACAGCCCAGAAGUCCAUGAUGUUGAUUAUCAAUGCCUUGAAAACUUUGAAUCUAAACCUAUUGCCAAUGGCAACAACUUCCAUUUGGCCACCACUGAGGCAUUGGCAUUGGACACAAGAAAGGCUGUGGAGGUGGUUAAUCUGUCUGUGUCCUGUGCAGCUACAUGUCUUCCUUUCUCCUCAAUGCUUAAGGAAGCUCCUGCCAAGGUUGGACUUGCUUCUAAACAAAACAUAUUCCCAAUUACCCACCAGCCUGUGGGCUCCUUUGGGGUGGUCUUAUGUAAUGCAAGAAAUUUGGAAGAAGAAGUCAAUGAAAGAAUGUUUAGUUUUUAUCAGGCCAAAGAGAAAUUUAAAAAAGAGCUGAAGAAUGAAGAGUGUCUGUACAGUGACUUGUCUGUACUAGCUUCUGACUUGCCAUAUUUUCCACCAGAGGAAGAGGAGGACAACGUGGAAGAUGGGAUUCAUCUGGUUAUCUGUGUCCAUGGGCUGGAUGGUAACAGCGCAGACCUCCGCCUGGUAAAGACAUUUAUUGAACUGGGCCUUCCUGGAGGAAAAUUGGACUUCUUGAUGUCUGAGAGGAAUCAGAGUGACACUUUUGCUGACUUUGACACAAUGACAGACCGAUUGCUAGAUGAGAUCAUUCAGCAUAUCCAGUUGUAUAAUCUGUCCAUUUCUCGAAUCAGCUUUAUUGGCCAUUCCCUUGGCAACAUCAUCAUCCGAUCAGUAUUGACUCGGCCUCGUUUUCGGUAUUACCUCAACAAGCUACAUACCUUUCUUUCUCUCUCUGGGCCGCACUUGGGGACACUGUACAACAAUAGUACUCUUGUUAGUACAGGUUUGUGGCUAAUGCAAAAGCUGAAGAAAUCUGGGUCCCUUUUACAGCUGACCUUCAGAGACAACACAGAUUUGCGCAAAUGUUUCCUGUACCAACUGAGUCAAAAGACAGGCCUUCAGUACUUUAAAAAUGUUGUGUUGGUUGCUUCUCCUCAAGAUCGGUACGUGCCAUUUCAUUCAGCAAGGAUUGAAAUGUGUAAAAUGGCCCUCAAGGACAGGCAUACAGGUCCAGUUUAUGUUGAGAUGAUCAACAACCUUCUCCAACCUCUGGUUGAGGCCAAGGAUUGCACUGUAAUUCGACACAACGUAUUCCAUGCUCUGCCCAACACUGCCAAUGCCCUGAUUGGCCGAGCUGCCCAUAUAGCUGUGCUGGAUUCUGAACUGUUCCUGGAGAAAUUUUUCCUGGUCACAGGACUCAACUACUUCAAAUAAUGGCUUUAGGGGACUCAAUUAGGGCCCUGUGUAAUACCCCAAAAAGCAACCAGUGCACUUUUUUCAGUAUCAUCGAGACCCUUAGCUGAAACAUACAGCUUUUUAGACGGGAGGCCCAUGGUAAACAUUGAAAUAGGAGCCCCAUUUGCAUUUUAGGUGGAAAGUGGAAAGGACAAGGCCAUACGGGAAUGGUUACAGAUGUUGAAGCUGCUCCUAUGUCGGUUUUGGAAAGCCAAGCAAACCAUCAUUUACCAAAUUGUAGGUUAUCAUUUGCCUGGUGACCUGAAGUCACAUUCCAAAUACUUCACAAGAAUAAGAAGAAAAAUAAACAAGUGUUGGGAGAGAGGUGAUGGGACCAGUGUCAUAAUCUUAAUAGCAUAGAACAAUGGCUUCCUCCCCUGUUUAACUCAAUUUGUCCAAAGCAUUACCAGCUUGAGUGUUUGUCAGUUGACAUAAGUUCAUAGAAACAUUUCAGAACUCAGGUUAAAACCUCUUUUUGUGUGUGUAGAACUGGAGAUUAUUU